Messenger RNA from Motacilla alba alba, 8813 nucleotides. RefSeq names its product glutamate receptor interacting protein 2 (gene GRIP2). The record is from RefSeq and is a predicted model, not a curated record. Gene Ontology annotation, biological process: neurotransmitter receptor transport, endosome to postsynaptic membrane. The transcript is spliced from 24 exons. Gene Ontology annotation, molecular function: protein binding. NCBI's taxonomy places the organism in Eukaryota, Metazoa, Chordata, Aves, Passeriformes, Motacillidae. The coding region runs from base 3612 to 6914 and encodes 1100 amino acids.
GGGGGGAAAGGAGAGCUGGAGGUGCUCGGAAUAACCCUCCGCCUCCCCUUUUCCGUUACUCUUUGGGGUGAUGGUGAUGGUGAGGUGCGCCCCUCUGGGAGGGGGAUGAUCCUUUGCUGGCGUGGAGCUCCGCGGAUGAAAGGACUGGAGGGGGGAUGCUCUUCGUGCCGAUAAACUUUGCCGCAGCCAAUCUUCCCUUCUAUCCCCGGGCUUGCUUGGUUUCUGCUUUUGUUUAUUUUUCUUGUUCGAGCGGUGGGGGGCAAACCUGAGCGCGAUGUGGCUGCGCGGUCCUUUUUGGCUAUUUAGAGGUGUUUGUAGUACCUGAGCCCCAACUUUCUAAAGGUGCUGGUGAUGUUGUUUUCAGCUGGUAAUUUUCCCCAGCGCCAGCUCCACCUGAGGGAUAAAGGGUUUAUAAAUUGCACAGAGGACGUGUCACGGUAAUCUGAUUUCUAUUGUGCCGCUUACUGUUGCUCACAGUGACUGUGAAUUUUUUUGUUUACAUGCUCAAGAGUGUGAUGUUAAAUAAAUGCUGGACCUGCGGCUCAUAAAAGUAGUGAGAAGACAUCCACAAGGUGGCACAGCGUAAAGGAGGUUUAAAUGUUGCACUCCGGCUCCUGCCUUUGUAGAUGAACAGGGAUGAGAGUGGUGGGGAAAGUUUAUGUCUCUGAAAUCAAGUGUGCUUCUCCUGUGCUCUCAUGGGACACAGGUGCAGGAGUUGAUCCGGGAUAGGCAGAAACAAACAGGAAUGCGUGUUUUGUAAAACUAAUGCUUUUGUACAAAGUAGCUAAUGGCAGGCUUUUCCUUUGGACCCCUUCCCAGACUACCUCUCUAGACUGUUCUAAUCUGUAAACAGACUUAACAAAUAUAUGAAGUGGCACUGUUGCAGCAUUUCGUGUGAGUAAUGCAGGAAUCGUGGCAUUCUCUGAACCUGCUGGUUAAUAAGCACAGAGAGAAAUUGUGCUGUUAGAUCCCCUGCAAGGUGUUAGGACAGAGUCAUUAAGUUGCUGUGCCUUUCUGAUGCUGAUUCCUGGCUCCCACUGCUUUGGGAGAGCACCAUCUAUUUCUGCUGCUGGACUGCUCUAGGACCAUGGCUUCCCCUUGGAGCCUCUAUCCACCCAAGAUAGAGCUGUUAAAAAUCUUGUCCUGUGGAAGAGUGAAUCAAUCCCCUGCUCAACACACCGAGACCUGUUGGCGCGAAUUCAGCCCUGUUAUGGUGCAGUGCUUUGUAACGCUGCCUUGCUGCAGCUGGCAUGGAUGCUUUUGCACUGUCGGAUCGGGGUGGCUUUGGGAGCCUUAGUAAACAUUCACUGCAGGGACUUCUUUGAUCUACAGCUGUGCUGGGUUACUUUGUCUGUGACUUCAUAUGUGUGUGUGCUGGCUCUUGUGUCUGGCUCUGUGUAAUGCCUUUCCAUCUCAUCCCUCUUCCCUCUGAUUUCAGUCCCAGCACUGCAGUGAGUCUGUGGCUGGUGUGUGUCCUUUUGAGUACAUUCCUUUUAUUUCUGUGGGUGGUUCACAGAGUAGUCAGUCUUAGGAAGGUGCCAUUUAAUCACAGAAUGGCUUAUCUGGUUGGAUAAAUCUUGCAGGCUUGAGCUGAUAUGCUGUGUAGAGGAAGAUUCGCUGAGCUUGUCGGGAACUUCUUUCCCUUUUCUACAAGGCAGCUCAUUUGAUGGUUGUGUUAUAGCAUAUACCUCUGCAGGGGCAGCAGAGGAAGUAUUUGGUAAUGUUUUUGUAGCACUGCAGUGUUAACAGGUAUGUUAGAGAAGGUUUUGCAUCAUGACGUGUCCCUGUCUGUGAUGGGAGAAUUGGAACUAGAUGAUCUUUAAGGUUCCUUCCAAUCCAAACUAUUCCAUAACAACACUGCAAGAAAUGUCUGCUCUGUUCAGAUUUUGAUUUUGCAAACCAGUCUCCAACCAGUAUAUGAAAAAAAUAUUGACUUCUGUUUUUCUUUAUUUCAGAGCAAGUUAUGUCUGCCUUCUUGGCAUCUCUAUGCCCAUGUGGUUGUGAUAGGUUUGGGGUUUUUUUUAAUGCCCAAGCUGGGAAGCUUUUCCCCUGGGAAUGUGUGCUCUGGCCCAUCAAUUUGUUCACUUCCUCUGAGGACCAGAGUACUUAAGCUUCCAAAGAAAAUGUCCUGGUGUUCAGCAGGAGCACAAUUGUAAUUAGAAGAGUGGUAUAUUUUGGUUACUGAAUAUUAAAGUGAUGAGCACCUCUUGCAAUUUGCAGCCAUUCAGAGAUGAUGAAUUGAAAGCUUCAUUAAUCACAGUUGGUAGAAAAGGUCAGCCAUGGUAAGUCAUAUAGGGAAAUGCAAGGUAUACACAAACUGUGUUGAAGUAUGAUUGCCAUUUCAAAUACUACACACAGCAAGUCUCUUCAUGCAUGUUUUGCCUUAGAGUUUCUGUCUCCUGGAAGAUGGAUUUGACUUCUGGCCAGUAUGCAGAGUGCUUCAUUGUAUUAUGUGUUGGUUUUCCCCUCCACAGAGACUUGUACAUGGGAUAUUCUACUGUUUAUUGUGUUUCAUGCAAGGAAAAAAAAGAAUUGAUGUCAACGACUUGGAAAUAUUUGGUGGAAAAUGUUUCCUCCAGCCUGCAUUGAUAACAGACUUGUUACUCCAAAAUCAUGGGGUUCAUCAGCUCCUCCCUGCCUUACUGUGGGGUUGUCUCAGGCCUGAAAGAAGAGGUUCAAGCAUAUGGUCUGGCUUUCUGUCCCUCACUGCGUGUGCAGAGCUUUGUGGCCAGAUCUGCUGAUUUCUCUCCCUGAUAACUCAUCCUCUUUUGAGGCAGUGAUGAGAACUAGUGGCCCACGCCAGACCUUUUUCCAUCCCAGUUUCCACCCCUUGUAUUGCUGUCCUCUGUGUGAGGACUGAAGGAUUUGAAUUUCAUUCUUGCUGCUCCAGGGUUUCCAGGAGCACAAGAAGCAAAGGCUAAUUUCUGCUUUGGUAGCAAGAGUGUAUGUGGGCAGGUGGGAAAGUCUCUGUUUUUGGCACAUCUGAGUCGAUGUGGAAACUGUGUGUCUAGAAAGGAUAAACUGUAUCUGCAGACUGAGAAGUGGAGAUACUUUUAUCCAAACUGGUGGAAAGCAGUGUUAGCUAGAUGGAUGAGACUUGUGUAAGAUGGGCCACGGUUGUGGGCAGACACCCUUUGCUUAACUUGAGAUGUUUUUCUGCCUUUAGGGGGAGGGAAUACAGAGUUUCAGUGUAAAUUUAGGUUGUUGAUACAAUUCCCAUUCCUCUCCCAGAUGGUUUAUCUUGAGUAAAAGCAGAAAAUUUGACUCUCACCUUUAAAAAUCCAAUAUGAUGACUUAUGAAAAAUAAAAAAGUCAAAACCCAACCUUAUGAAAGACUGAGGUAAUGGGAUUAUAAAAUGUGAAGUGAGUUAUCUAACCCUUGCUUGAAUCAUGAGGCAGGUGGCAAGGAGGGGAAGGGGAAAGAGACAAGUCAGACCUGCUUCAAAAAGUGACAAUAUAGCAGGGUUAUGUUGCUGCUAUUUGCUUCCUUCCCUUGUAUACAGCACCAUGCUCGUUACCUUGGAAACAGCUGCAGGAGCAUAUAGGGGCAUUUUGCUGCUGUGCAGCCGUGGGCAGAGGUGUCCUGUGGUGCAUGGAAAGGAAAAUCUUUCAUGGUGCAGGUUGAUUUGCAAGAUGAGGGCAACAAAGUAAAAACCCAUUGGAAGAUCUCCCUUUCUUGGCUGCCCUGUCUUGCUGCAGAUGAUGGCCCUUACUCAAAGGGAAGCAAGGACUCAGGUGGGAUGGACGCAGCUCUGGUCUCCAGGAGGCAAAGCAUCCCAGAGGAGUUCAGAGGGGUCACAAUUGUGGAGCUGAUUAAGAAAGAAGGAAGCACCCUCGGUUUAACCAUUUCAGGUGGCACAGACAAAGAUGGAAAGCCAAGAGUCUCCAAUCUGAGGCCAGGGGGACUGGCUGCAAGGAGUGACCAGCUGAACGUGGGGGAUUACAUCAAGUCAGUGAAUGGCAUUAACCUGACCAAGCUGCGGCACGACGAGAUCAUCAGCCUGCUGAAGAACGUGGGCGAGAGGGUGGUGCUGGAAGUAGAGUACGAGCUUCCUCCAGCCAUGCCAGAAAGCAGUGCUGGCAUUAUUCCCAAGACCAUUGAAGUGUCCCUCUACAAGGAAGGCAACAGCUUUGGAUUUGUGCUGAGAGGGGGAGCCCAUGAAGACUGGCACAAGUCCAGGCCGCUGGUGCUCACCUACGUGAGGCCAGGCGGCCCUGCAGACAGGGAAGGGUCCUUGAAAAUUGGGGACAGGCUGCUGAGUGUGGAUGGGAUUCCUCUGCACAGCAUGACCCACGCUGAUGCCCUCAGCAUCCUGCGGCAGUGCAGCCAGGAGGCACUUUUCCAGAUCGAGUAUGAUGUGACUAUCAUGGAUACUGUAGCAAAUGCUUCUGGUCCCUUACUAGUUGAAAUAGCAAAGACUCCAGGGUCCACGCUGGGAAUCACGCUGACCACAGCCAUGCACCGGAACAAGCAGGUCAUUGUCAUCGACAAGAUCAAGCCAGCCAGCGUGGUGGACAGAUGUGGUGCAUUGCAUGUUGGUGACCACAUUCUCUCCAUUGAUGGCACGAGCACAGAGCACUGCUCCUUAUUAGAGGCAACUCAGCUUUUAGCUGCCACUUCAGAAAAUGUCAAGCUGGAGAUAUUACCUGUUCACCAAAGCAGGCUGCCUUUGAAGCCUCCAGAAACAGUCAAGGUGCAGAAGAGUGACCACCAUCACUGUUGGGACCCCUGUGUCAACUACUGUCACACCCACCACCCUGGACACUGCAAGACACCCACUUGGACCCAGACAUCUGGACAGGAUUACUGCAAAUCUCUGGUGGCUGCCAACUUCUCGUCUCCCACCAUGAACGCGCAGGGAUUCCCGUGUCAGAACUCCAACACGCUACCUCGCAGCUCCCACCCCAUGAGCCCCCGCACCACCAUGCUGAGGAGGAGGCAGAAGAAGAAGGAGCACAAGAGCUCACUGUCGCUGGCCUCCAGCACGGUGGGUCCUGGCGGGCAGAUAGUCCACACGGAGACGACAGAGGUGGUCCUCAGGGGAGACCCUCUGAAUGGCUUUGGACUUCAGCUCCAGGGAGGCAUCUUUGCUACGGAAACUCUGUCUUCCCCACCUCUCGUCCGUUUUAUUGAGCCUGACAGCCCGGCAGAGAGGUGUGGACUGCUGCAAGUAGGAGACAGAGUCCUUUCCAUCAAUGGCAUCGCGACGGAGGACGGGACCAUGGAGGAGGCCAACCAGCUCCUGCGCGACGCGGCGCUCACCAACAAAGUGGUGCUCGAGAUCGAAUUCGAUGUUGCAGAGUCUGUCAUACCCAGCAGCGGUACUUUCCAUGUUAAAUUGCCCAAGAAAAGAGGUGUAGAGCUUGGAAUUACAAUCAGCUCUGCAAGCAGAAAGCUUGGGGAUCCUUUGAUCAUCUCUGACAUCAAGAAAGGGAGUGUAGCCCACAGAACUGGCACCUUGGAGCCGGGAGACAAGCUGCUAGCCAUUGAUAACAUCCGACUCGACAAUUGCUCAAUGGAGGAUGCUGUGCAGAUUUUAAGGCAGUGUGAAGACCUGGUCAAAUUGAAGAUUAGGAAGGAUGAAGAUAACUCUGACGAGCAGGAGACAACUGGUGCUAUUAUCUACACGGUGGAGCUGAAGCGAUAUGGAGGCCCUUUGGGCAUAACCAUCUCUGGGACAGAGGAACCUUUUGAUCCUAUUGUCAUUUCAGGCUUGACUAAACGAGGGCUGGCAGAGAGAACUGGAGCCAUCCACGUCGGGGACCGGAUCUUAGCGAUCAACAACGUCAGCCUGAAGGGCAAACCGCUGAGCGAGGCCAUUCACCUGCUGCAGAUGGCAGGAGAGACCGUCACCCUCAAGAUCAAGAAGCAGACAGAGAAAUCCUACCCCAAGAAGUCGGGGAGCAUAAAUGAAGUGAGUGACCCAGAAGAUGAGCUGACAGACUCCCAGAAAACUAGCAAGCUGUCUGAGAUAUACUCCACCACAAUUCCAAGUGUGGACAAUACUGUGGAGUCCUGGGAUGGCUCUGCCAUUGAUGCUGGAUAUGGAAGCCAAGGUACAUACAUACCCCAGGCUGCUGGCAUAGCCCUCCAUCCACACGAGUGGAGACACAGCAGGCAGAAGAGCAGCACCCCUCCAGCAGACCCCAGGAAAAACUACCCCUACAUGGAUGGAAGCUUCAGUGAAGAUGACUGGGACAAGCCCGGCAGAUACCCCAACCGCCAAAAUGGCCUUGAGACCACUCAUGAGGACAAUUUUUGGCGUGUUUUUGGAGAAGCUUUGGAGGAUUUGGAAACAUGCGGCCAGUCUGAACUUUUGAGGGAGAUUGAGGCAUCCAUCAUGACAGGGAGUGUGCACAACCUGGGCUUGGAGGGCAGCAAGCUGCUCCUGGACUCUGUCAACCCCUCGGGAAUGAGCCCACUGAGGAAAGCCAACUCCAGCUGCACCGACGGACAGACUGAGGGCAGCAGCUCCCCUGCAAAGAGGAAUGAGAGGAACCUGGACAUGAAGAAGAUGGAGAAGGAGAUGCAGGAAAUUAUGUCCCCAACCCCCCUUGAGUUUCACAAGAUGACACUCCACAAAGACCCAGAGAGCGAAGACUUUGGAUUCAGUUUGUCGGAUGGCCUGUUAGAAAAAGGUGUCUAUGUAAAUAUGGUCCGUCCGGAUGGGCCAGCAGAUCAGUGUGGCCUCAAGCCAUAUGACAGAGUGCUUCAGGUAAACCGCAUCCGAACGAGAGACUUUGACUGCUGUCUGGCCGUUCCCUUGAUUUCAGAGGCUGGAGAUAAGCUGGACCUGGUGAUUAGCCGGAACCCCUUGGCCCUGGCUGCCAAUGCUCCCUCGGAGGGGAACAGAGAGCUCUCAGCACAGGUGCCCCGCAGCGCCGAGGUCAAGGCGAGUGUCCAGACACUCUGAGCAGCAGGAGCAGAGCAGAUGAUGCCUCUGCCGAGCUCUUGUGGUAUUUGGGGUGUUAUUCCUGGUUUUUUGCACUGGUAUUUGUAAAUGCUCUGUGUACCAUAACCUGCAAGUGGGGAGGUGGGUCUCCAGUGAGCCUGUAGACCGCCAAAUAUUGCUGGGAAGGUCAGAGCUGUGUGUGCGUCUGGGGCUGUGGCAGCGAUGGCAGCAGGACAAACUGCCGAGAGGAGGAAGGACCAUCCACAGCCAUCCCCCGUGGCAGGGCAUCCCCCUGUGCUUCUGCCAUCGAGUGUGCAGGCUCCUGCCUCUGACAUCCUCCUCACCCUGAAAGGCCUUGGCCAUCCUACAAACACACAUGGUGCUAUUAUGUUCUUUGUUUGCUCAGUUAAUCACAUACAGCAAGACUGAAAUGCCUUUCCUUUUAUGUUGUGCCCAGCUCCAUCCUUUCAACACUCCUGGCAAAUCAAUUCCUGCAGCCCCUUGCACUCCCAGUGCAGGGCUGUGGAGAGAGCCAGUUGAAAGACACUUCAAAAUGUGCUUGAGAGUGGCUAAAUGCAAUUCUUGUGCAGAAACUGGUAUUUGCAGCUGUCUCCUGCCAGCCCUAUCCACAUUCUCCCCUAGGUUUGGCUCACCCCGUAGUGGGAUUAGGCACCUUGUGUGGCUGAUUCCAAUGAGCAAUGUUCAAUGUUACCUGUGCUCAGUAGUGACUACAGAGGCCAUACCCAAGGCUAAAGGCCUCGAGUACCUGCCUGAAUCCCCCUUGUUUGUCUGAGCUUUACAGAGAUUUCUUCUUGCAAACCUGGCCUGUGCCUGGAAGUAAAAUGGCAGAAUAGUGAAAUUCCUGGGGCUGCCCCUGGUGUUUUGGAUCAAUGAAACCUUGCUGUCUCCCCUGAGGCAGAGGAUUGACAAGCCUUUGGUUGGGUGGGGGUUGUGUCCUGUGUCCCUAUGGGCUGGGUGGUGUGUGCCCCCUUGCCUGUUGCUGCCCUCUUGAAGCUCUGUGGCUGUCCCCCUCCUGCCCGAGAGCCCCUGCCCCUCGGGCAGAGGGGCUGUGGCAGAGGGGCUGUGACAUUUUCUGCCCUGUUUCCCACAUUAGCACUUUAUGAUGAUGUCCCUGUCCUGGUGGCAGUGUGCAGCUUUGCUUUCCCUGGGAAGGCCUGGGCCGUGGAGUCCAAGAGCUCCCUCCAUCAGACACUCCAGAGCCCACUGCCCCGUUGGCUGCUUGCCCUCCCAGUUCCCCCGUCCCCUGCAUGCAGGAGGGAGUUGGGUGGGUGUACAGCACGUGUGUGUCACUUUGCUGAGCCAGGACUUGUCCCCGCACUGUCUGUCCCCUCCAGCCCUUGUGACAGCACAAAGGUAUCUGGGUGUUCCUUCCAGGCACGGCCCCAUCCAGCUCUUUGUCCUUGUAGCCAUUUUCUCUUUGAGUAUGCAAUAUCCCAUACCAUUGCUGCCACAGCUAGAUAACGUGCCAUAAUUGAUACUGUGGAGCAUUGACAGUGCAGCCGAAAGUGUUUUUAUAUGCAAUAUUCUGAGCAGUGGAAGCUCACUGGGGCUUCUCAUAGGUUUUUAAUGAAGACUUUUAUUAAAGGCUUUAAAAAAAAAAAAAAAAGGAGGAAGAAGAAAAACUUGGUCCUUGUAUCCCUUCCUAUGCAUUUUGAAUGAUAUGAAGAUGAAAUGCAUUACUUAAAUGUGUAUUUUUAUCCAUAUAUUAGAGUGUAUUCCUUGUAAAGUAUUUUUAUAUGCUAAUUUUCUUAUGUAUCUAUGAAAGCACAAUAUUUAAAAGUACAGCAUUUCAAAGAAUAUUUUAGUCCUGUUUUGGACCUAUUUGUAAAUCUCUGUAUUUAAAUGGGAUUGGAAUGACUUUGACUUUUUUUAAAAUUAAAUAAAAGCAAAUGAAAUGCA